This is a messenger RNA of Chiroxiphia lanceolata (lance-tailed manakin), 1478 nucleotides long. RefSeq names its product translation initiation factor IF-2-like. The transcript has 4 exons. Lineage: Eukaryota; Metazoa; Chordata; Aves; Passeriformes; Pipridae. Bases 1 to 726 code for a protein of 241 amino acids. The record is from RefSeq and is a predicted model, not a curated record.
AUGGAGCCCCCGCACAAACCCGCUCCCGCACCGCCCGCCCCGCACCGCCCGCGGCCCCGGCCCCGCAGCCGCGCCCCCGGACACCCCUCGGGCCGUCGGUGCCGCCGCCUCAGCCGCGGCCGCGCCCCCACCCAACAACUCCCCCCGAACGGACACGGUGGAAAAAACAACACACACCGUACGCGUGGCUCCAGCCGGCGGAGCCGGGCGGGGCGGGGCGGGGGCACCGGGGCGGCCCGGGCACGGCCGGGCCGGGCGGGCCCGCGGGCAGGGAGGGCCCGGGCCCGGCCGCCGCCGCCCUGCCCGGCAGGCGGCGCUGCCCUCGCGCCGCCCGGGGCGCGGGGCGGCCCAGCCGGGGCAGCUGAGGCGGGCCCGGGCUCUGGGGCCGGGCUGGCGGGUCCGCGGGCCGGGGUGUCGCCCGCGCCCUCCUCCGUGCCCCGCCAGGGCACAGAGACCCCACAAACAAGCAGCAAGCACCCGAAGCUGCCCCCGAGCCACCAGCCCGCUCUGCCGCGGCGGCUCCUCCGGGGGGCGUCAGCGUGCAGAGGUCAUGUCCCCCUCAGCAGGUUUCUCCCAAGGCGUGUCCCCGAUGUGGGGCUCAUCUCAAUGGGAUCUCUUCCCAGAAAAACUGCUCACCAGUCUUGUGGUUUGUGGAUGAGGAUCAGAACCCAUUGCUCUGUCCACGGGAGGGAAGGCACUGAUCACUGGAAUUUGGAAAUGUGUUGAGAGGACCCUGAAACAAACAGAAGUUUAGCCCAGAAGGAAGCCCUGGAGGAUGGAAGCACAGCCCUGCAAAGGCUGAGGUAUAGCUGAGGCAGGGAGGGGGAGGAGGAACAUUGAAGUGCUGCCUGUUUGGCUCCCCCUGCUCCCAUUUCUGCUCUGGGAACACAACCUAAGGCAGAUCCCCUGCUGAUAUGGAGGUCACACAGUUUAUUUCUGUCACACUCACGUGGUCUUGCCAAUACCAGGGGAGCAUGAAUCAGAAGGUUAUUUUAAAACCAAAAAUAUAUGUGUCGCUUUGUAUUAUGCAGCAUCGAAGGACCACUUAGGAUCAGGGCUUCACCUAUUGCAUGCUGAAUCUGUUACAAGUGGAACAUGUGUUGUGUUGUUGAUCCUCUGAGAAAUUUCAACCCAAGAUGCAACGAGCUGUGGGAGGAGAAGGGAGGGUAAAGGAGCAGAAGUGUUGGGUGCUCUGCACAAUGCUGGAAAGGAGGCAGAAGGCAAUAUGCUAAAAACUGUCACUUAGAACUAUUUAGGCAAGUAACUGAAAGACUUGGAACAGUGGAAAAGACCUUCUUUGUUUAACUAAACACUAAAGACAUCUGAAAGAUCUGGAGUUGAUGUGGGGCUGGGGUGGGAGGAGGCAGGACAGGCAGGUGAGCAGAUUGAUGGCAUUGUUGCAGCUUGCCCAUAUAGUGUUUGGGUUCUUUAUUUCCUCAGCUAUGUUUAUCUGGUGGGAUAUUGUUGAUACAAGCUUG